Messenger RNA from Neurospora tetraspora, 2912 nucleotides. RefSeq names its product N-anthranilate isomerase. Gene Ontology annotation, molecular function: phosphoribosylanthranilate isomerase activity; indole-3-glycerol-phosphate synthase activity; anthranilate synthase activity. The coding region runs from base 278 to 2563 and encodes 761 amino acids. Gene Ontology annotation, biological process: L-tryptophan biosynthetic process. The record is from RefSeq and is a predicted model, not a curated record. Gene Ontology annotation, cellular component: cytosol. The transcript has 2 exons. NCBI's taxonomy places the organism in Eukaryota, Fungi, Ascomycota, Sordariomycetes, Sordariales, Sordariaceae.
CGUAUAAUACACAGUUCAAAGUAACUCGACUAAAAGGACCCCUUCAUCGCCUAAACAUUGAACAAAGUGCAAGUGACUCACUCACAAAAGACACCUUUCACAAGCACUUGUGAAUCGCUUCAGGCUCAGAUAACCAGUACUUGCUGCAUCCGAAGUCGGGCGUCUUGGGGUUCGUGUUCCGUUUGGUAAUUACACUCAAGCAUUUACACCACAGCUGCACCUCGGCUCCUUCAGGAACACCUCUGAGAUACAGGAUCGCAUAUCAAAUCAUAUCACAAUGUCGUCCCCCUCAGUCAUCGACCACUCCCCCCACGAUUCCGCUCCUUCGCCCUUGGUGCCAACCGCCUCCAACCUCAUCCUCAUCGACAACUAUGAUUCGUUCACCUGGAACGUCUACCAGUAUCUCGUCCUCGAGGGCGCCAAGGUGACCGUCUUCCGCAACGACCAGAUCACCAUCGACGAGCUCAUUGCAAAGAAUCCCACCCAGCUCGUCAUCAGCCCGGGUCCCGGUCAUCCCCGCACCGACUCCGGUAUCUCGCGCGAUGCCAUCAAGCACUUUGCCGGAAAGAUCCCCAUCUUUGGUGUGUGCAUGGGUCAGCAGUGCAUCUUUGACGUCUAUGGCGGCGAUGUGAGCUUCGCCGGUGAGAUCUUGCACGGAAAGACCUCCCCUCUUUGCCACGACGGCAAGGGCGCAUAUGCUGGUCUGUCCCAGGAUCUGCCAGUGACGAGAUACCACUCUCUUGCCGGUACUCAUGUCACCCUUCCCGAGUGCUUGGAGGUCACCUCUUGGAUUGCGAAGGAGGAUGGUUCCAAGGGCGUUAUCAUGGGUGUCCGCCACAAGGAGUACACCAUUGAGGGUGUUCAGUUCCACCCGGAGAGUAUUCUGUCCGCCGAGGGUCGUGGCAUGUUCCGGAACUUCCUUCACAUGCAGGGAGGCACUUGGGCGGAGAACGAGAUGCUUCAAAAGGAGGCCCAGGCAAAGGCCUCCAGCACAAACGGCACCUCCACUCCCAAGAAGAGCAACAUCCUCCAAAAGAUCUAUGCCCACCGCAAGGUUGCCGUGGAUGCCCAGAAGCAGAUUCCUUCCCUGAGACCUUCCGACCUCCAAGCCGCUUACAACCUGAGCAUCGCCCCUCCUCAGAUCUCUCUUGUCGACCGUCUUCGCAACUCCCCCUUUGAUGUCGCUCUUGCCGCCGAGAUCAAGAGGGCAUCUCCCUCCAAGGGUGUCUUUGCGCUUGAUAUCGACGCCCCGUCGCAAGCUCGCAAGUAUGCGCUUGCCGGUGCUAGUGUCAUCUCGGUCCUGACCGAGCCAGAGUGGUUCAAGGGCAGCAUCGAUGACCUCCGUGCCGUGCGCCAGGUUCUCAACGGCAUGCCCAACCGGCCCGCCGUCCUCCGCAAGGAGUUCAUCUUCGACGAGUACCAGAUCCUCGAAGCCAGACUCGCCGGUGCCGACACCGUCCUUCUUAUCGUCAAGAUGCUCGAGUACGAGCUCCUCGAGCGCCUCUACAAGUACUCCCUCUCUCUCGGCAUGGAGCCCCUAGUCGAGGUCCAGAACACCGAGGAGAUGGCCACGGCCAUCAAGCUCGGCGCGAAGGUCAUCGGCGUCAACAACCGCAACCUCGAGAGCUUCGAAGUCGACCUCGGCACCACCGGUCGCCUCCGUAGCAUGGUCCCCAGCGACACCUUCCUCUGCGCUCUCAGCGGCAUCAACACCCACCAGGACGUUCUCGACUGCAAGCGUGACGGCGUCAACGGCAUUCUUGUCGGUGAGGCCAUCAUGCGUGCCCCUGACGCCACCCAGUUCAUCCGUGAGCUCUGCGCCGGCCUGACCGGCCCCGCGCCCAAGUCCGCCGCCGAGCCGCUCCUUGUCAAGAUCUGCGGCACGCGUUCUGCCGAGGCCGCCACGGAAGCCAUCAAGGCCGGUGCCGAUCUCGUGGGCAUGAUCAUGGUACCAGGCACUAAGCGCUGCGUCGAUCACGAGACCGCCCUAUCUAUCUCGCAAGCCGUGCACAUGAGCAAGAAGACUGGAUCCACCGAGGCCUCCUCGCAAGGCUCCAAGUCCGCAAGGGAUUUUUUCAACAUCAACGCCGAGAUUAUCCGCAAGCGGGGACCUCUGCUGGUCGGUGUCUUCAUGAACCAGCCGCUUGAGGAGGUUCUCGAGAAGCAGCGCCUCUACGACAUCGAUAUUGUCCAGCUUCACGGUGACGAGCCGCUCGAGUGGGCCAACCUUAUCCCAGUCCCUGUUAUCCGCAAGUUCAAGCCCGGUCAAGUCGGUCUUGCUACCCGUGGAUACCAUGCCGUGCCGCUGCUGGAUUCGGGCGCCGGGUCCGGCACGUUGUUGGACUUGGACUCUGUCAAGAAGGAGCUGGAGAAGGAUGAGCUGGUUACUGUUCUGCUUGCUGGUGGACUAGAGCCUGGCAAUGUCGCUGAGACGGUAAAGUCUCUGGGGGCUCUGGGUGAAAGAGUGAUUGGUGUCGAUGUUAGCAGUGGGGUUGAGGAGGGAGGCAAGCAAAGCUUGGAGAAGAUCAGGGAGUUUGUUAAGGCUGCCAAGUCUGUCAGGUAAAAAGUUUAUGGGGGUCAAGGUCCGAAAAUGAAGUCUGUUUCGGUUGGUACCGCUAUUAUGCAUCCCCCCAAAGGCGAAACUGUGAUUAUGUUCAUGGUUCAGACGGCUCAGAAUUCGAAUGUGACAGAACUGAUAUGGAUUGCUAGAGAAGACCUGGGAGGGAUAUACUGACCCUUGUUCUUUGUCCCAAUAUCAUACCGGGACAUUCUCAACGCUCAAAGGACAGAGACACUACGGACUUCCAGACCCUAGACACCGCCUGUACCACAAUGCUUUUGUUUGUUGUUUCGUCGACAAAGCAGUAGCGAGACAACAUCUAGACUCUUCAUCACGAAGGAGGGAGAAGGCC